GUGGCGGCGAGGGCUGUGGCUCGCUGACAUCUCGACUUGUGUAGCCGCGGCGGGCGGGUGGAUGGGGUGUGUGAGGCCGCGCUCUCGCUGUGGCUGUCAGAGUUUGGUGCACAAGUGUGGAGGUGGCCCCGCAGACCACACGUAUCUCGCCGCGCUCCCCGGGCCAAGUUAUCUCCUACGUGUGUGCGCCCCGCCCUGUGUGUCCUGCCAGCGUCCUGGUGUGACGGCCGCCGCUCCUCCUCGACCUUGCGCGGGGGAUGAGUGGCAGCGGGCAAGUAGACUCGACCGGCUGCCACUGCGUCGGGAAAGAGAGGUGACCUGCUACCCGGCCAGCAUCAGGGUGGGGUAGUCCGAGGCUCGCCUUAGCCACGUCAGCCUCACUGCCGCCUCCCUCCACCAGGCGUGCCGGACACCUCGUACUGAGGGCGCGUCCAUGUGGGGUGACGGUGAGGUGUGAUCGAAGAGCGGGCGGGAAAGCAAGCCGCCACUGUGUUCACCUGUAGUGGCGGCUGACUGCCGCUCCUGACGGGCUGGGACGCUCGUCAGCCUCAGCGUUGCCCUGACGCCCCUUCCCUGACUGACCCCAGUGCUUGGGCUCAGCAGUAGUCGUAGUGCGUCGUAGCCUGUGUGUAGCACGCCGAGAUGAUGUACUAGAUGUAGAGAAGCUUUGGUCAGAAGUGUAGCGUAAGCAGUGUGCUUCAGGCUGAUCCUGCUGUUGUAGAAAAAGUGGUAGCCCGCGUAUGUGUGCGUCUCUGUGAGUAAGUGUGUGUGCGUGCGUGUGUGUGUGUAUGAGUGUGUCUGUGGUCGUGGCCUAGCUAGACUUCCCGCCCUGUAGGUCGUGGUAAUCAUGAUAAAUGUUCUAGAAAAAAAUCUGUAGAAAAGAAACUAGCAGCCAAGCGCGUGGGUAGCAAAUUGUGCGCGUCGUAACUAGAGGCUUUGAGUGUGUGGUGUGUGGAGGCAACACCCGAGUGAGCCAACAACUCCCGCUUGUAGUGAGCAUCGGGUAGUCGCGAGGCACGUCAAGUCGUCGCCGUAGUCCAGUGUCGUGUACCUGAGCCUAUGUAAUGCCUCCCUGCCUAGAUGUAGCCCGCCAGGGAUAGUCCGCUAGCAAACCGGCACGAUCCGCUUCACUGUGUACGUAGGGCGUUCAAGAGUCGCUAGUGAGGCGUAGAUCUUCCAAGCCUAUCGUCGUUGUGGUUGUGGUCGUCGUGUAGUGCAGCCAACCGUCGCCAGCUUCCCGCGUCGUAGACACACAGAGUAGAGGCGAGCAGUGCGUCGUUGCUUCUGUCUGUCUGACCGUCUCUGUCUGUCUGCGUGGUGGCGCGACCCCAAGGCGUGCAGGAGUGAGCGGGUUGACCUGGUGAUGUUGGGCUGGAGGCUCGGUGACAGGCCAUCCCGCCGCCGCUGCCCGCCUACCGCCGCCUCCUAACGCCCCGGCCCGCGCCAUGCUGCAGGUGCCCGAGAUCAGGGCUCCGGACGAGGAUGACGGUGACGGCUCCUCAUCGUCCGGGCAGCGCCUCCAAGUCCCGCAGUUUUCUCUUCUGGCGCCCCCUGACGACCCUCCUGAUGGGGGCGGGUGCUGCGUCACCCUGCAGGUCCCUGAGAUGGGGACCUACGUGCCGUCGGGGAGCUCGAUAUCCUCUUCCGCAACUCGCCUCGAGCCCCCGAAGACCCUGCAUCUGUCCCUGCCGCCCUUCCCCCAGCCCGGCAUGGGCCUAUUGCAGGUGCCAGGGGGCUAUGUGGGUCCCAGGCGCCGCCACUCCUGGAUCUGCAGCUUCGUGAGUCACGGUGCGUGUCGGCGGAGCAGCAACACGGUGUUAUCGACGCCACACCGAGCAGGGCGCCAAUCCUGAGGGACCGAGGAGGCGCCACACAAGGCACACAAGCCUACCAGUUUGCCGCAGCCACGAGUCUUGCUGCACUUAAUCCCUUCAGUACCAUGCCGCGUUUUCAUAUUCUGGUUACUAAUUUGGUGAUUUUGUACAGCUUCAGAAACAUAUGUGGGGGAUUAGAAUAGUAAAGACU
Messenger RNA from Portunus trituberculatus (swimming crab), 2025 nucleotides. RefSeq lists its product as uncharacterized. NCBI's taxonomy places the organism in Eukaryota, Metazoa, Arthropoda, Malacostraca, Decapoda, Portunidae. The transcript is spliced from 2 exons. Bases 1446 to 1853 code for a protein of 135 amino acids. The record is from RefSeq and is a predicted model, not a curated record.